Messenger RNA from Tachysurus vachellii, 8453 nucleotides. It is a transcript of the gene aard, whose product is annotated as ankyrin repeat domain-containing protein 26. The transcript is spliced from 45 exons. Bases 221 to 7255 code for a protein of 2344 amino acids. Gene Ontology annotation, molecular function: protein binding. NCBI's taxonomy places the organism in Eukaryota, Metazoa, Chordata, Actinopteri, Siluriformes, Bagridae. The record is from RefSeq and is a predicted model, not a curated record.
UCUUGUUAACUAGUUUAACGCGUUAACUUACUUCGUUUUUUUUUUUUAUCGCUGUGUAUUUAUAUUAAGUGUGAGAUUUUGUACAUCUUCGUGUCCUCUCGGUUUGCCUGUUGAUCAGUCAGUAAGAUAAAGGGGGAAGAUGCGAUGAUCCUGUGUUCGAGUUAAACCCGUAAGAAGAAAGAAUGCAAUAUUUCUUCUGUGGACUUCAGUGCUGUACAAGAUGAAGAAAAUAUUCCAUUUCACCAAAAGGAGAAAAAGUUCUCCAAGUGGGUCUGAAACAGCCAGCGUUCUUUCUCUCGGCUAUGACCUGAAAGAGAAAGACUUGGGCAAGUUACACAAAGCUGCAUUCACAGGAGAUGUAUCUAAACUCAGACAGCUCGCCAAAAAGAACGAUUUAAACCAGCUUGAUAAAGAGAACAGAACUGUACUACAUAUAGCUUGUGUUUACGGACACGCAGAAGUAGUUCAGUAUUUGGUGGAAAACAAAGUUAAACUCAAUCUAUGUGACAAUCAAAACCGUUCUGCCUUAAUGAAGGCAGUGCAAUGCCAGCAGGAUCGCUGUGUGUCCAUCCUCCUGGAGCAUGAGGCAGAUCCCAACUUGGUGGAUAUCAAUGGGAACACGUCCUUGCAUUUGGCUGCCCGCAUCCCCUCAGUGCCUGUGGCGAUAAAGCUGCUUGAACAUGAGGCGAACAUUAAUGCCCAGAACAAGGAAGGUAAUACUCCCCUGAUGCUGUCAGUGGAAGAAAAUCAUGAAGAGAUGGCUGAAUUUUUACUUAAGGAGGGGGCAGAUGUCAAUCUGCAGAACCAGGAACAACGAACCCCUUUACUGAUCGCUGCUUGCAACGGACAAAUCAAUAUGGUGCGACUGCUCUUGCGGUACAAUGCAGAUAUCACUGUGAAGGAUAAUAAAGGAUGGUCAUCUGAGGACUAUGCUGGGAUAAACGGGCAUCAUGGUUGUUCCCAGCUGAUCACUGACCAUGGAACAAAGAGGAAGGCCUUGCAGUCACCCUCCCAUCUUGCUUUCAAUAAAAACAAGCUGACUUCACUAUUGGGCAGUCCCGAGGCUGGCUUUGCUCUUGGAGGUCCAGCUCUAGGGAAAGAUGGAGGAUGUGCAAAAGAAGAAGGGAAAGAUACAGAGGACAGUUCACAUGCAGACUCUAUCAGUAGAGCAUCAAAAAGUGGUCCUGCUGAUUCCUGGGCCUCAACAGAUGGUGACGAUGAUGAUGAUGAUGAAGAACUUGAUCUGGGCCCAAAGAAACCUCAAAAGAUAAACUUGAAGAAACUCAUGAGUGCCUCCAAACGUGAAGGGAAAACAUUCAAUGUGGAUCAAGAUCCAGAUAAAUCCUGGAGUGGAACUGAAUCCGAGUUUAUCAGCGAGGGCAAUGCAGUAGAGCACAUGGCUUUUCCCAGUAGCAGUACCUUCACCCAGCACCCUGUGACCCCUAAACCUACCUCCUUUUUCAAUCUUACCCAGAUGACCUCCAUCCCCCUCAUCAGCUCCCAAAAGGAAAGAGAGGAAAAGUCACCAUCAGAAGAUGAAUAUGAGGAAGAAGACAUGGAUGAAGAAUGCGAUGAAGUACAAAAUGAAAGAGCAGAGGUUAAGCUUCCAACAAAGACAGAAAUGUCCAAGAAGAGGGAUUUCUUGUCAGAGUUAGGAAUUGAAAAGGAAGAUGCAGAAGAGGAUUCACCUUGGGACUCAGAGUCUGGGUCAGAGAGUCCAAGCAAAAAGGAUCAAAGUGAGCUGAAAUCCCCAACCAAGUCACCUAAACCCAUGUCCAGUAUUCACGAGGAGAGCAACGACGCUCUGCAUUAUAUUCCAUCUUUCUUAAGAGGAUCGAAGAACAGUAGUGUAUUCAGGAGCGUUUCCAAGCCUGGAGGUCAGAAGGCAGUGGCAGUCGUAAGGACUAGUCAGGAAGAGGAAGAUGACACUGAUCAAGAGAAAUCAGAAAAGCAGCCCAAACUGCUUCAUAGGGAACCAGUAGCAAUGCUGAAUAAGCUACUGGAGUCCAAAGAUGUUCGAAAUAAGACAGAUGUAAUGGAGGAGCUUGGUUUAGGAGAUGUUGAUGAUCUUGAAGAUGCCUCAGACUGGGACUCAGCAAGUACCGCCAGUAAAUGCAGUAAAAACCUGCCUGUGUACAAACCCGAGGAAGAGUCACGGAGCGAAACCCUAGCACCUCUACCAGGUGUCCAGGGGCAGGAACGUCGUCCAUCUUUUACAGAACCACAGGGAGCUGCCAACGCAACUCGUCCACUGCCAAGACCACGCUCAUUCAAAUCUCAUACCAGUGCGCAGCCCCAACCUCAAACACACGUUAAUAAGGAGUCCAAUAAGAAACCAAUAAGUGACGAAGACUCAGACCUGGACACAGACAACACCUCCAGUCCAACUAAGAUGACAACACCACUGCCAAAUAUUGUUGAGACUGAAAAAGUGUCACUGGUGAAGGAGGAUGGAGAGAGCGCUUAUAGCUCAGAGGCCAAUGAACACCCAGGAGAGGAGAGAAAGACUGUAGAGGCACUUGAGGUAGGUCUAAGUAGUCCAUGUCAGCUACACCCGUCUGAAUCCCAGACCCCUGUUGUAGAAAAGGAUGAAGAAAAUCCAUCAUUCAAUGAGAAUACCUGGGAGCAACGCUAUGAGAAAAUCUGGGUAGAAAUUGAGAAAAAGGAAACAAAAUCCCAAUACAGAAAUGUAACUGCUGAGCUUAAAGAAAGAUUUGGAGAGAUGGAGAAGGAGCAAAGAGAGAAUGCCCAGGACAAAGAGGCAAACAAAGAGAAAGAAGAAGCAAAUGAAGAUAUAAUAAAAGACUCAGACAUUCAGGGAGCAUCUGAGGAAGACUCCAGUGAAGAAGAGGAAGAGCUGAUGGUGCGACCCACUACAGUGGCUAAGAGAGUUCGACUGCUGACUAUUCCUGAGCAGAGGGAGUCUGGACAAGAGGAAUCGUACUCUGAGGGACCUCCCAACAAUGAUUUUGCCAAACACAAAAAUAUCCAGAAACAUUCCUCAGAAACUCUGAAUAAAACUGCUGAAGAAUCAGAAAGCAGCUCUUACCAAAGGUCUGGCUAUAAUACAGAGUCUUUCCCUAUUCUGAGUGAAAAUAAAGAGGCUUCCAAGUGUAAUCUCAAGACUCCAUUUACGACGAAUCAAGAAUCGUAUCAGGACGCGGGGAUUAGUCCGCUGCAGUUAUCUGGGAAUGCAAAUGUUCUUCCCUGUAGGUCAGAUGCAGCCUCUUGCAACUCCGAUGAAUUGGUUGAGGAGGGCCUACAGAGGUCCAUAACCGAGAGCGGUGUGGCGAAGGCUGGCGUCAUGAGAGGAGAACCUACAUCCAGUGCCUUUUGGAACACUCUCGGCUGCGGUAAACAAACAGACGCUGACCAAGGAAAAGGCAAGAAAGCAGACACCAACCGUGACAAGCCAAACCCUAAAAAGGAAGGGACAUGCGAUAGCGGAUCUCAUCAGAAGGACGAUACGUUAAAGAAAAGGGAUCACGUUUCUCCAAAAUGGCCAACAAGAAGCCCAAGGAGGAGGACAACACUACUUGAUGAUGAGGCCAAGGGAGCAAUGGGUAGCCAGGGGAACCUGCUACAUGUUCCUGCCCCAAAGCAGUCUAGAGAGUCCUGCCCUGUGAACCACCGUAACGGAGGCCCCCUGUCUGUGUUUGAUGAUAGUACAUUAAGUGAGGUGUCAGAAGAUGAAGGAAGGUCUCCAUCUUCAUCGCACAGGGCCGAGAAAAAGCUUGAUGGAGAGUUGGAAAUCGCAGAUGACUUCGAAGACCUCACACAGUCUUCCGACACCGCUACCGAAGAGCUGGAAUCUGCUCCUUCAGGCUACUUCAAUGCUGCUCUACUCAUCAAGCAGCUGGACGCCAGCUCUAUAGAUUCAGUGAGCAUGGUGAAGUUGCAAAACAUGUUCCAUGAGUAUGAGCGCACUAUCCAGAAGGAACGCAACAGAUAUAGAAGACUGGCUGAUAAGGUUUGUCAGCUGGAGCAGGAGCGGAAUGAGCUGAAACUCCUGCUGGAGGAUAGCAGAGAGAACAAGUCCAUCCUGGAGCACCUCCGACUAGACCUGGAGACAGACCUCAACAACCUCAAGUUUCUGCUGAAGCAGGAACAGGAAAAGCACCAGAGUGCUUCUAUGCUGUAUGAUAAGACCCGGGAACAGCUGUUUAGGAAAGAGGAGCAGCACCGGGUGGAGGCAGAGGAGAGGGAGAAAGUGGAGCUCAAGAUGAGGAACCUGGAACUAGAGAUUAGGACCCUAAUGAACACCAUGAAGCAGUUGGAGGAAGACAGAAAUGAAACCCAGCGUCUUUUGGCCCAUGAGAAAAGUUCUCGAGCCUUACAGGAGGAUCUGCUGAGAAGUCACCUGCGCAAACAGCAGGACAUUGAGGAGAACCUCAGGAACCAAUCCAAGAGCAAUGAGGCCGCCUCACAGCUGACUGAAGCCAGUGGGCAUGAGAGGGAGCUGCAGCAGCAGGUCUGCACUUUGCAGGAAGAGCUGAGCUCAGUGCGGGGUGAACUAGAGCACGUUCGGUCCCUCAGCCAGCAAGAGGAGAGCAGAUUGGUUGAUGAGAGAGAUGCACUACGGGAGAAACUAGAGGACGCUCGCCGCGACCUAAAGCUAAGUGAUGAGACUCUAGCCCAGACUGUCUUCCAGUACAAUGGGCAGAUGAGCACCAUGAAGUCAGAGUGCACACUGCUCAGCACCAAACUGGACCACGAGAGGCAGGUGCGCCAACAACUGGAGGCUGAGACAGAGACCAGCAAAACACGGCUCCAGGUAGCAUUGCAGGAGACUGAGAGGUGUCAGGCGGCCCGUGCAGAGACAGAGCGCACCCUGCAGCGUGAGCGUGAACAACAUCAGCGAUCUGAAGAGAAGUGGGCAUCAGAAUCCAGCUCGCAGCGUGACACAAUCCAGUCACUUUCUCAGAAGCUCAGUGAGGCCGAGACCCGUGCCAACAGCUUGGAGAAUGAGUGGCACAGAUCCACUAUGGGUGUGGCUGAGAAGAGCGCUCUGCUGGAGACGGCAGCUCGCGGACAGGAACAGACCCGUGCACGGCUUCAGGAGCUAGAGGGGAUGCUGCAGAGCGAGCGUGAUCGGGUGAGCCGUGCGACCGCUAGACACGAUGCCAUGCAGGAGAGGCUGGCACAGGCACAGAGCGAAGGUGCUUUGCUCAGGCAACAGUUGGAGGAGGCACAGAACAGGGGCACAGCCAAGGAGCAGGCUGUUACAAACGCGCAGGAGUGCUUCACUCAAGCUCUCAACCAGCUACGUGCCAACGGUGAGGAGAGAGUGCAGCUGGUUGAGGAGAGGAGCAAAGAGCUGGCAACCAAAAAUUCAGAGCUCAGAGAACAAAACUACAGACUAGAGCAGGAGAAAGCUGAUAGAGAGAGUACUGUGAGGCAGCUUCAGCAGGAACUGGCUGACUCUCUAAAGAAGCUGGCCAUGUGUGAGGCAUCUCUAGAGGUGAACGCUCGGUACCGCAGCGACCUGGAGGAAGAGAAAACACGCAGUCAGAAGGACAUAGACAGACUCAAGGGAAAGCUUCAGGAGAGUGAGGAGCACAACCUUCAGGUGGAAAGGCGCAUUAACAUCUUGACGGGCACUUUGGAGGAGAAGGAGCGCGACCUCGUCAGCACUGGUCAGAAACUCCAGGAGGUUCUUGCUGCUACAACCAGUUCAGAACAUAUCACUAAACAGCUAGAGGAGGCAGUGCAGAGGUUGGAGAUUGAGAAUGCCAGACUGGAGGCAACAGUAAAACAACAGAGUAACCGCAUUGAAACACUCCAGAAAGAAGUUCAUGAAGCUACUGCUCUGACAGAUUCUUCACCAGGAGGAGGGGUACGGAAUCAACUGGAGAAUUUAGUCACAAAUUUGCAAAGCAGUAAGAUGACACUAGAGGAUCAGCUCAGUCGAGAGGUGCAGAAGCAGAGUAUGCUUUCCCACAAUGCCCAUGACUCUCAGGCCCUGUGGGAAGAGGAACUGAAGAAUCGCUCACGGUUCGGUGUCCGACUGGCUGAACUGGAGAAAGAGAAAGGAGACCUCAGCAAUCAGGUGGAGCUGGAAAAGAAGAAAGCCAAAAAGGUAGCAGAGCAGAAAAAGGCGGUGGAUGAACGACUGGACCAAGAGAUGAAGAGAAACACUGAACUUCAGAAAGAAAUGUACAGAUUGCGUACUCUGGUGAAAACUGCUAAGAAGAAGCUGCGGGGGCAGGAUGGAGGAGAGCUGGGUUCUCCUCUGGGCAGUCUGAGAGGAGAGAUGUCCAACAGACAGAAUGAAACAGAGUUUUCCAUCAGCAGGAUGAAGAUAAAAGUGGAUGAGUUACAGGUGCAGUUGGAACGGGAGGCAUCACGCUGCUCUAAGCUGGAAAACACGAACCGGGAGCUGAAGGAGCAGCUCAGCUCUCUGAAGGGCCUGGGUCGCAGUCAUGAGCGUCUGGAGCGCAGUAAGCAACAACUGGAGGAGGAGGUGAUGGGACUACGCAGGAGGGUGGAGGCCGGGGUCAUGGACCAAAGCCAGGCUGAACAAUUCCGUAGGGAGACGGAGGAGAGAGCCAGACAGGAGAUCCGCCAUAAACUAGAUGAGAUCAACCUCUUCUUGCAGACACAGGCAGCGUCUCAGGAAGCUCUGGAGCAGAUGAAGGCUGCCAAUGAGGCGAGUCAGAGAUCUGAUCUGGAGCAGCGCAUUAGGGAGCUGGAGGCUGAACUGAGUCGCACACACACCACCCAGCAGGAUUGCCUUCUGCAGAGAGAUUCCAGCCGCACGGAGCUCGAGCGGUACAAACAACUGUACACUGACGAGCUGAGACUCCGGAAAAGCCUGGCUACUAAGCUAGAGAGAUCUAACGAGCGGCUAGCAGAGGCCAACGCAAAGCUACUGAGCGAGAGGCAGAACAGCAAGACUCUCCUCAGUAGCAGUGUAGUUAACGGAAGUCUCGGAGGACCGGCGCUGGACGCACAUUCCUCUCUGGGCCGACUGGGUUUGGGAGCAUCUCUGCUCAGCCCUCUGGGGGACCCACACACCAACCGUGUGGAGACCUACCUGGCAAAGAUGCAGUCUGAACUGGAGAAAAACAUAUCUAAGGAGCUGGACUAUGGCACAAGCGAACUAGAGGCUGCUUCUACCCGGAUGUCUCCCGUGGGUUCUGCUUGCGGAUCCCAGAAGAACCUGAACUCAAAUCUGAACGUGGAGCAUCAGGACCCACUGAGCAGAGCCACACAACAGUACCUGGAGGUUCUCAAAAAGAACUACAUGAUCUGAAACCUUUCACACUAGAAUAAGUCAGUGGGACCUUAGUACAAGAAAUAUGACUGAAAAAUUGUUUAUAUUAUUUUUUUUUAAGUAAAUCAGAAUUUAUUUGCCUUGUGUGUGUGGAGUUUGCAUGUUCUCCCCGUGCCUCGGGGGUUUCCUCUGGGUACUCCGGUUUCCUCCCCGGUCCAAAGACAUGCAUGGUCAGUCAGUCAGUGAGUCAGUCAGUGAGUUAGUCAGUGAGUCAGUGAGUUAGUCAGUGAGUCAGUGAGUCAGUCAGUCAGUGAGUCAGUCAGUGAGUCAGUCAGUGAGUGAGUGAGUGAGUGAGUGAGUGAGUGAGUGAGUGAGUGAGGUAAAAUUCCCUUUACAGCCUUCAGGUACAGUUUCUCCUGGUAGUUCUGGGCUUGAUCUGUCUGUUGUGAAUCUUCAUUGACGUAUCGGCAACAGCUCUGGUGUCACACACACACACACACACACACACACACACACACACUACAAUAACUGUCGAUUCUGUGCAAACAUAAUGGAUUAAAGCUUGCAAAAAAGCUUUGAGACACAGAGUACUGACUUCACACAGGUAGACAUGAUGUGUCCGAGACUAGAGAAGUACAAAUCUAAGCCAGACAGGGAAAAGAGGGAUACGGGGAAAGGACAGCUGUGGCUGCCACAAGCCUUCAGGAAAGAUUAUACAUAACGCUAUUACAAUAGCACAAAAAAGGCCAAAGCCUAAAACCCCAACACUAACACAAUAUUUUAUUUGUGUUACUAUUUUUAUGGACGAUGCGUCGACAAUGCACCUUGUACCUCAGAUACUCAGGAGCAAGAAUCAAACUUUUUAAAACAAUAAAGCGGAAGUGAAAGCUAUAAGAGUUUAUGUAAUAAAUGGGUACAUUAGAGUGCUGCUACAUUUUUAUGCCUGUUACACUUUCUAUUUGUACAUAGUUUUAAAAGCAUCGGAUAUUAUUGCCAAUUAUUCAUGGUAUGGUUUGUGCUCUAGUGCAAUACGUUGGGUCAAUUUUUGUUUUUAUUUCUGAGGACAAACCAUUUGAUUGGUUUAUUUUAUUAAUGUCUUAUAUUUUGAAACUAAACUAGAAUAUGACCAGUGACUGCUCUUUAUCGUAGCACUGCAUCGGGUGGUAUCGUACGGUACGGCGGUUCAACGUGGUGUGAUUUUUGUGUCCGUUUGAAGCAUUUCAGUAUUACCGUGUUU